AUGGUUAACGGAGGAAAGUCCAAGGAGGAAGGCAAUCGUAAGAAGAGAAAGAAUCAACAAGUAACAUCGAGCAACAUGGUUUUGAAAAGGCUUCUUCGUCCAGCAAGGUACUUCGAUGGUUUGAUGACUAACCCUUGUUAUAAUCCCACCAAGCCUCGUAGGAAGCCUUGUUUGAUAUGCGCUAGUGUCCAACAUGUUACAAAGCACUGCUCAAUGAACCACCCAGACAAAGAUUGUUCUGAUAAGACAUCAGCUUGUUUAAGAUGUGGAGGCUUAGGACACGAAAUGGGUUUGUGCAAGUACGAAUACACUGAGGAUGAUUUGAAGAAUGUACAGUGUUAUGUCUGUAAAAGCUUUGGUCACCUGUGCUGUGUCGAGCCUUGUGAUUCACCGCCCUCUUUGUGGGCUGUGUCUUGUUACAGAUGUGGUGAACUGGGUCAUACUGGACUGUCGUGUGGUAGACACUACGAGGGAAGCCCUGAUAUACAACGCGGAUUUGGUCGAGUCAAAGAAGAUGAGAAGAAAAAGCGACGUCUUGCUACUUCUGCAGCCAUUUCCGAGCUCGGGAAGAAGAGGGAACGUGAGACAGCCACACUAUCAUCACUCAAGACAAAUGAUGUACACUCAGAAGAAAAAUCUAUUCUUCAUGACUCCAACUGGACUAUGAUGAUGAAUAAGAAGAAGAAGAAGAAGAAGAAUAACAAAAACUCGGAUCAGCAUGUUACUGCUCCUGAAUCCAACGGCGAGAAGAAUGAUGGGAAUUUGGAACAACAUUCUACUGGAAAGACGAAGAAGAAUAAUGAAUCCAACAGGAAGAAGAAGAAGAAGAAGAAGAAAGCUAAAGGUGAACAGACCCCUGUAGCAGAGAAACCAAAUCUUAGAAGUGGUUGGAUAACAGAGUAUUUGGAAGAAGAUCCUUUCCACAGAGGAAAGAUUAGGAGGCUGUGUUCGCCCACUACACCAUCGGGUUAUGACCACCAUAUUUUACCUGUUUCGCCACCGAGUCAUAACCACAGAUUGGCCACUACACAUAUGGUCAUUUCUGGUGGGCAUUACCCGGGUUCUCACUCAACCACACAAUAUGAUAGAAACCUUAUAAAUUCAUCUUUUGUGUCUAAUGAGCAUCUCUCGGGUCCUCCACCAAGGCUGUGGCAGCGUAACUAUCCUCCUACCUCUCCUAUUGCACCAUUAGGUCAUAGCCACCAUCGGUUACCCGUUACACCACCGGGCCAUAACCAUUGGUCACCAACAUUCAGUUCUGGCGGGCCUUAUACGGGUUCUCUAUCCAUGGAACCAUGCGGUGGUAACCGUAGAUAUUUAUCAUUCGAGUCUAAUAGGCAUCUCUUGGAUCCUCCAAUUUCAAGGCUGAGGCAGAGUUACUAUUCUCCUACCUCUCCCAUUACACCAUCAGGUCACAAUCAUAUGUUACCAACAUUCAGUUCUGGUUGGCGUUCCACAGGUUCUCUGUCGACCAUACCACCACAUGGUGGAAACCAUAGAGAUCCAUCCUUCGGGUCCAAUGGACAUCACUUGGAUCCUCCAUUUUCAAGGGGGCAGCCUUAUUAUCAAUCUACCUCUCACAUUACACCAGCAGGUCAUAACCACCAUAUGUUACCCAGUACAUAUCUGGAUCGUAACCAUAUGUUAUCCAGUACAUAUAACCAGAGAUCACCAACAUUCAAUUCCGGUGGGCAUUACUCGAGUCCUCUGUCAAGCACACGAAAUGGUGGAAACCAUAGAAAUUCACCAUUCGAGUCUAAUGGGCAUCUCUCGGGUCCUUCAACUUCAAGGUGGCAUCCUUAUUAUCCUCCUACAUCUUCAUAUCAUCAUCAUCAUCAUCAUCAUCAGCAGCAGAACAUAUAUGGUCAUGCACCCUCAAGGUAUGGUCCGCCCCACCACUAUGGAGAAUUUUCAGGCAACUAUGAACGGUGGUAG
Molecule: messenger RNA, 1935 nt
Organism: Brassica oleracea var. oleracea
Lineage: Eukaryota; Viridiplantae; Streptophyta; Magnoliopsida; Brassicales; Brassicaceae
Exons: 1
Coding region: 1-1935 (644 amino acids)
Molecular function (GO): nucleic acid binding; zinc ion binding
Source: RefSeq, a predicted model, not a curated record